Messenger RNA from Pogonomyrmex barbatus (red harvester ant), 1140 nucleotides. RefSeq names its product chemosensory protein 6 (gene CSP6). The record is from RefSeq and is a predicted model, not a curated record. Lineage: Eukaryota; Metazoa; Arthropoda; Insecta; Hymenoptera; Formicidae.
UUUAUUUCAUCAAGAUUAUGAAUUUAUUGCACUAUUAUCGAUAAAAAUUGAAAAGUUAACUCUGUGAUACUCUAAAUGUUAUGGAAUAUUUCUUGGAGAUUUUGGAGUGUUUUAUUCCAACGCAAAUCACAAAUCAAACAAGCGAGUAAACGAUUGUCGAAAUGCUGGCAAAGUACAAGUUUUCGGAUUAUAUUAUAUGUACUUAAAAGGCUGGAAUGUAUUCGAAAUAUGUGUGACAAGAGGCCCCUCCGUUCGAUUCGGCCUCCAUCCUCCGCUCGGCUGUAUAAAAGCCAGCCACCGCUGAUGGAUCGCUUUAGUUUUUCACUCUUGCUUGCGACCUCAUCAGCUGAAAAAGAGAUCAUUUCGUUUUCAUAUCUCUCGAUUUUUACGUAUCAAAUAUCGAUUCAUGAUGAAGGGAUAUCUUCUAAUUUUACUGGCUUCAUUGAUGACUCUGGUCGUUGCCAACGAGAAGUAUACUAGGAAAUAUGACGAUGUGGAUGUGGAUAAGAUUCUCCAAAAUAAUCGUGUUCUUACUAAUUACAUUCGAUGCUUGAUGGACGAAGGACCUUGCACUGCUGAUGGUCGUGAACUAAGAAAAACUUUGCCAGAUGCUCUGUCGAGCGGCUGCAGCAAAUGUAACGAUAAACAAAAAGCUAUGGCGGAAAAAGUGAUAAAUCAUCUUAAAACGAAACGAACGAGGGAUUGGGACCGUCUCAUGACUAAAUAUGACCCGAACGGCGAAUACAAAAGGCGCUAUGAAAAAUCAUAAUUUUUUUAAAGUACUUUAAUACGAAUGUUACACGAAUUUUUUUUAAUGCAAAUGUUACACAAGAAAAGCAACAAAAUCAUUGUAAAAAUAUAUAUAACUUAUAAGAUAUACAUGUAUAUAUAUCUAUACAUGUAUGAUGUGUAUAUACAUAUAUGCACAAUAUUGUAAAAUGUUUGUCAUUGAAGAUGUGAUCAUAUAUGUGAACAAACACACAAUGCGCAUGGAAUUCAGUCAACAUAUAAAAGUUUUAAAAGUUUCAUCUUACUUGCUGAAUAUGCUGAAUAUUUUUGUAAACAAAUAUCAGUUAUGCAAUUUGUCAUGUUGUCCAUGUCAUCAUUUUUUCCAAAUAAAAAGAAAACGUCAUUACCAAA